AUGAAUCCCCCAGUAAAAAACAAACUCCCAAUGACGUUCGCCAACGUUGUCUCAGCCGAAAGUAGCCGAACUAAAAAGAACAAUAAGGUAACUGCAACAAGUACAAAUGCUGCCGCUACUACUAAUACCACUGCCGCUGCUACUAAUACUAAUACUAACACUAAUACUAAUACUACUACCACUAGUUCUGCCCCUAUUGUUCCUGGAACAGCAGAUGCGGCGCCACUGCGAAGUCGACGUGGUGUUCGUCGAGCUCAGCGGCGUGGCAUACCACAAGAUUCCACAGCUACACCAACAGAAACCACACCAAUAAACACAAACACAACAACAACAACACCAAAGGUGAAAGCAAAGCAGACAGAAACUGUAGUUGUGCCUGUUCGUGGUGAGAACUCAAAUUCAGUAGGUGAAAAGUGCCCAGUGAAUCGAACAUCCGUGCGACGACGGCCCAAACCAAACAGUACUGUCACUAAAGUAGUGACUGGUGUUUCCUUAGAGGAUCUCCGCGCCAAACGUAAUGGUACAGCUGAAGAGAAUGUCACUGGAGGAGAUGCAAAGACCAUUGAAGAAGUCAGUCGUAUUCUUUUCAUGUAUGCAUCUCAACACCAACCGCAGCAACAGCAGCAACAACAACAACAACAAGUUGGUGGAAAGUCUCACUUUAACAAACGAUUCCCUUCUCGGUUUGAGAGUACUGAGCAUACCAAUAUGACGGGAGAGAGAGGGAGUUAUGAUGGGGAAACAGAGGUCUCUCCAAUGAUGACAGGGAAGAAAAAUGAGUUUUUUACUGGUGAUCAUAAUCAUCAACAUAAUCAUCAUAAUCAAUAUCAACAUGUUUUUGGUGGAUAUGAUGGUUUUCGUGGUGUUCAGGCUCAUGUGAUGUCGUUGAUUCAAUCAGGGAAGUUACCACUUGACAGUCUUGAGGUUUUACAAGCCAUGUUGGGUCAUUCCUCACGGGGAGGCAGAUUAGAUACGUUUGAUCCAACAAGGAGAAAUAGACGAGAUGGAAAUCCCAUGGAAAUGAUAACGGGAACAGCUGGUAAUGUACUCCAAUUACCGGAUCAACAACAACAACAACAACAACAACAACAACAACAACAACAACAACAACAGUCAUUUCUUACUGAUCUCUACUGCUAUACACAACAACAACAACAACAUAAUCAACAACAACAACAACAGCAGCAACCACCACAACCACAACAACAAUCACAAAUGAUAAAUCCUGCACAAACAGAGUACUUUGGAUAUAGUGGUUACCCUUCAUAUGCUGAGCAGAUGUACUAUCAUGGACUUGGUGCUUCUUCCUCUACUCUCAUGUCUAUUCCUCCUCCUGCUGUUUCGGCUCUUGCUGGUAAUGGCAAUGCCGAGAUGGGCUCUGUGGGUUCAUUUCCCUACCCAAAUGCAUACACUACCGAACAACAAGAACCACCACAUCAACACCAACAUCUUCAGUAUUACAACUCUGAAGCGGCAGUAGGAGGAAGUGUAGGGGGAUAUAGAGAUAGUGCUGCAUACUUUACUGGAAGUAAUGUACGAGUUCUUUCUACUAACAAUGGUGAACAUUACAAUAAUAAUACUAACAAUAAUAACAAUGAUGAUGAUGAUGAUGAUGCGGAUGUAAGUGCCAUGCUGCAUGGUAUUCGUGAGGUGGUGCAGCGGACAUCAUCAUCUCCAUCAUCCCCGUUAUCAUCAUGGUCAUCUAAACAACAACAACAACAAGCUCGUAGUGGAAGUCAUAUACCUUUUAUUCUGGACAACACCGGAGCGACUCCCACCGCCGAUGUAGAUUCCCGCAAUGACGCUGAUGAUGUGUGUGUGACCAUUAGCCACACAGAGCGGGAGACACUGCGUUCAUUACAACGGGUGUUUCUCGCCCGCAUGCGAAUUGCGGGAUCUCCAGAGUGGCAUUCACCCGGGGAAACACCGCCGAAGAAUCUUCUUUGUGCGUUUAUGGAAGAUGUGGAGUUGGACACACCCAUAGACAAACAAGAACAACAACAACAACACCAACUAUACCCCCAACAACACCCAAUAGAAGAGGAAGAAGAAGAACAACAAGAUGAGAGAUUUGCAACGAAUCGCACGCUCUUUUCAUACCGUACGGCUUUUUUGGAUGAUGUGGAUAUGACUACAUUAGAUGAACCCGUUACCCGUGAUACUUCCGUAGAAACCGCUGCUGCUGUUCUUAGACAACAACAACAACAACAACAGCAGCAACAGCAACCACAACCACAAUAUGUAAAUGAAGGGAUGUUAACAGAUCCACGUGUCUCUCAGUUCUUCUCCGCUAUGCGAAUGGAGGAAGACAGUGCGGAAAGACUCGGCUGUUGGACCUUAAGUGAUGAUGAUCGCGCUGCCGCCACCGCAAACACAACAGCCGCGGCGACCUUAACACCAUCAAGAUGGUUUUCCACUAAUGAUGUAAGAGAACCAUAUACACAGACUCAGAUGUAUACACAUACCACUUCUAUAGCCGCUUCCUCCACACCAGAGCAGCCAUCAACACAGAAGAAAGAGUUACAGCAACAACAAAAGCUGCAAGUGAGGUAUUCACCCUUCUCACCAUCUACUUAUAGUCUCGUAACACCUACGCAUUUCAUUACAAGACCCAUCACAACUGCUGAAAUGUCAAAGAAGGGUACUACACCAGGUAAAAACAAUGAUGGCUCAUUUAUACCACCGCACGUAGGAACUUUGGCUUCCUAUAUGGUUUAA
Molecule: messenger RNA, 2718 nt
Organism: Trypanosoma theileri
Lineage: Eukaryota; Euglenozoa; Kinetoplastea; Trypanosomatida; Trypanosomatidae
Exons: 1
Coding region: 1-2718 (905 amino acids)
Biological process (GO): positive regulation of DNA-templated transcription
Cellular component (GO): SWI/SNF complex
Source: RefSeq, a predicted model, not a curated record